Messenger RNA from Hydractinia symbiolongicarpus, 1271 nucleotides. RefSeq lists its product as uncharacterized. Lineage: Eukaryota; Metazoa; Cnidaria; Hydrozoa; Anthoathecata; Hydractiniidae. The record is from RefSeq and is a predicted model, not a curated record. The transcript is spliced from 4 exons. Bases 111 to 926 code for a protein of 271 amino acids.
UGAGUAUAUCACGAAGUUAACUUAGUUUUGUAUACAUCAAGGGAGUGAAAACACAUAGCACACUAAUUGGAAGACUUCACAGGAAAGUAGCAUCGCCUUUUUAAUAUUAUAUGGGUCACAACACGCAACAAAAAGAUAUUGUAGAAUAUUGCAAGUCAAUGGUAAAUACUGAGUUUUAUGGUGAAGAAAAAACUGAAGAGGGAGAAAAACAAGUAAAGAGAAGAAAAAUAAGUUAUUAUGACACAAAGGAAUACCCAUUAAAUGAACAUGUGACAUCGCCCAGUCUUGGAAAUCUUCUCAAACUUUUAUAUCAUGUUUUGGUACAUGCUGAAGCAUCGAGAAUCAGAAAAUACGACGAAGACAUCCGACAGUGUCUUUACUCGAUCGCUCAACUGAGGAAAAAGCGAAGCGAAAAUGGACGAGGUUGUAACAAAAGACUGAGAAAUGAAUUUGCAGUUUUCUUGAAAAGAUUUUUAGAGCGAAGAACCUUUCCUUGUAUUGAAAAUGUCAGUGAAAAUUAUUGGGGAAGCAGGCAACAAUUAAGAGCAGGAAAAGUGAUUGCAGAUCAUAUAGAUAUUCAAAACGGGGCGCUUGAUCCUAUCUAUGGCGUGCUGUUAUGUCCUUCUGCAGGUUUAAGGCAUAGCGGAGAUGAAAAGACAAAGUCAAGUCUUGACAGUUAUCAAAUUGUUGACAAUUAUUGGUGGAACUACAGCGAGUUAACGAAAUCCUAUCACGCGAUUAUGUACGACUCGUUUCGUUAUCUUAAAGAAUAUCACAACGAGGGGCCUGGUCCUGAUUAUUUAGCUUCUCAUGCUCUGCUUUAUUGGGAGCCUGUGUCAGAACAAACUACAAGUCUUUUGUUUUGGAAAAGAACAAUAGAUCGUAUUGCGGAAGAAAACAUAUUUGUCGAAAAAAAAAUUGUUUGAGCAUUGCCUGCCGUUAUGAUUCGGACAUAGACGGACUUUGAACCACUCUGAAAAUCGAGCCAAAAAUAAAACUAACGAGAUUCAGGGCGGAAUGAUGUAGGAAAUAACAAAAUGCAGCCUUGAGAAAUUUGAUAGUAAACUAUAAACCCUUUGAUGAUGUGAAGCGUUUCAAAUUUGUGACGUUCAGAACUGGCGUGUAGAUGGAAAAUUUAUAUGUGUAUAUUACCGUAAGUAUGCUAAAUGCAAAUAUGAAGUGUAGAUAGUUGUGACAUUGUAAAUAAAUAUCACAUGACUUUGUAAAAUAACUGUUUUCAAAAUAUUGUUGAAAAAUUUGUCGCUAUUAAA